AUGGACACAGUUCAACCGACCGAUGUCACCGAGGAUCAACGUCAACUUCAAAUGUUUGCAUGCCAACUGUCCGAUUAUCUGUCGGAAAAAAAACCCAAGUUGUUAAAAGAGUCCGUGAUGGAUGUAUUGAACGACUAUUUCACCGAUAUUCAGAAGGAGUCCCAUCCUUCUGAUCAUAUGCUUGUGAAACAUCAAUAUCGUUUGAGUUACCUGUUCUCAUUAUCACAAAUUACGCCUACAUUGGCCAAUGCAUGCUGGUCGGAUAUCUUUCAUCGACUUGUGCAUCACGAUGCCACUGGAGACAUGCUGGUGUAUGAACGCCGUACACGAUUCUCCCAAGUGUUUUUACCGCGGGGUGUCGUCAAUGUGAUUGAUGUGCUACCUAAUUGGGUAAGCGGUGUGGCGCUGAAUCCUCAGGGGCUCAUUAUUGAGCAUGCUUUCGAUGUGGCUAUCUUUAUGGAUACAUUGGCUCACGACACCAGGCUGAAUAUGGGCUUUCUGAUUCCGACCGGCGAAUCCACGAUUUUGGAGCUACUUCGUGCUUCUUUUGAGGGAUUGGAUUUGAAACCUUCUUCUAUCGAUGUCGUCAGCUGGACAGUGGAGCUGCUGAGCGCCAGCACAUUCACACGUGGCAUCGAUAAUCUGAAAAUCCCCCUUUUUUUGCUGCAGCUGGCCGUGAGGAAAUGUGAAACACAAGAAGCGGCUACGGAUAUUCUCGUGAACCUUAUCACUCGCAUUGAUCGACCUACCGACGAAGCUUGUCCUGCCGACGUGGGAACGCGUUACCUUGUGAUUCAUCUUGCAGCCUCAGCCCAUGCAAAGUAUCCAGGUAUCUUUACUGUCGUGUUGGAAAAGAUUUUCUCAAAAACAAUUGCAAUGCAUAUUGCUGACAGUGAAGGAUCUAUCAAUGUGGAAAAGAUCCUGGGCAACCUGGCCAUGCUUUUCGAGGCACCGGUGCAAUCGGACGAUCAGCACAAUACGCAACUGAUUUUUGACGCGUUCAAGGAUUACAUUGCACAUUAUUGGCGGCAAGUGUUGCUUUUAUUUCUGAACCAUCCCUCCAUGGAAUGUCGCACCUUGGGCUUUCGCGUGCUGUCCAAUUCGCGAUUCUGGGAACAGGAGACGCCCAUCCAUGGGGCGGACCCUGUGACAAUAUCGAAAUCCAUUCUGGACGCCUGGUUCCGUCAUAUGAAACAUCGUUACCUGCACAUUGGCGAACGGGACGAGACGCAUCUAUUGGACGAAUUACAACGACUAAUCCAACGCUUCUGUGAGCAGCCUCCGUUAGCCAAGGUCAUGCUGUGUAUGACCAUGGAUCGCAUUCUCGAUGGCGGGCUGGAAAUCUUUCCAAAAGUGGAUGUGAAUGCGCUGCAGCAAGAUAAAAUGAGUCUCAUGGACAAAAUACACAAUACACAGCGGCCGCUGUAUGUAGGAAAAAGUGCCCGACCACCCCAGUUCGUCGGUAUCGUCGGUUUACCUGACGAUGAAAGAGAUAUACGAGACGAUAUCUACAUUGACAACAUUGAACGUACCGCCAGUUUAUUUUAUCCUCGCGAAUCCAAUGGUCAGAAAAAUGGCCCUACCCAAACGACGAGUCCUUUCUUGAUCCAUUUAUUAUCAAAAUGGCCUUCUUCUGCUGUGACCAUGGAAGCCUAUGAUGAUGCUCUUCCUCGAAACAUUCCAUCCAACAGUGACAUUCUGAUUGGCAAUGCUUUCAAGGAUCAUCCUGCUCUGUUUCUCAUUAUUGAAAAAUGUCAAUUUUCCGCCCAAUUUCCCAUUUACGAUCUCCUGCGCAGUAUCCUUGUCUAUUUUAUCGCCUUUUGGCACAUGAAAGAAGUCGCUGAAGCGGCUAGUGCUUUACAAUUUGCCACCCAACUCGAAGAAACCACUCGCUUAAUUUUAUUAAUGGGAUUACCGCAUCCAUUGUCAUCGAUCUAUCAUCUUUUCCCGUACAUGUCUGGCAAGGAUCUUGGUGAGUUAUUGUACAAGUCAAUAUGGCCCUUUGUUCGCUGUCAAUCGGCUUCACAGGAAAUUCCGGGACUGGCAGCUCCUGGCGCUCCGGCCCCUAAUCAAGAUAUCAUUGAUAAAUGUCUUGUUGCUAUGACAACCAUCUAUCAGCGACGGCUGGCACACCUGGCCAAAGUGCCUGCCUGGUAUACCAUGCUCCAACAAGUGGGCAAAGAACUGCAAAUACCGGACCCAUGA
Messenger RNA from Radiomyces spectabilis, 2205 nucleotides. RefSeq lists its product as uncharacterized. The transcript is spliced from 11 exons. Lineage: Eukaryota; Fungi; Mucoromycota; Mucoromycetes; Mucorales; Radiomycetaceae. The record is from RefSeq and is a predicted model, not a curated record. The coding region runs from base 1 to 2205 and encodes 734 amino acids.